This is a messenger RNA of Ipomoea triloba (trilobed morning glory), 531 nucleotides long. RefSeq lists its product as uncharacterized. Bases 1 to 531 code for a protein of 176 amino acids. The record is from RefSeq and is a predicted model, not a curated record. The transcript has a single exon. NCBI's taxonomy places the organism in Eukaryota, Viridiplantae, Streptophyta, Magnoliopsida, Solanales, Convolvulaceae. Gene Ontology annotation, molecular function: nucleic acid binding; RNA-DNA hybrid ribonuclease activity.
AUGAAGACAACAGGCAUUAAGGGCCUUCUUAGAGAUGAGGACGGUGCAUGUGCAAGUGGUUUUGUGGGAAAUGUUGCAUAUGCUGACACAACCUUGACAGAAUUACGAGCUAUUGUUAAGGCCAUGGAGUGGUCUUGGAGAAGAGGUGUUCGAAAUCUCGAGAUUCAGUCUGAUGCUAGGGAAGCUAUUAGUUGGAUUCGGGAAAAAGCUAACCUCCAAGGUGUUGCUCGUGAACUUGUGCAUGAUGCUAUUCGGUGGUGUGACAAAGAUUGGAAUAUUUUCCUCCGGGCAAUCUUUUGUGAACAAAACAGAAGUGGGGAUGCCCUUGCUAUGAUUGGCACUAUCUUGACGGCGGAGUGGAUGGUGUUUGCAUCUUGCCCUCCGGAAUGUGAAGAGGUCUAUGCUAAUGACCUUGUGCAGCUAUGCAGGUUCGUAGAGUUAGAGAGACCAGCUAGUCGGUCUUGUCGUCCUAGUACCCCCCUUGAAGAAGCAGUCUUGAGUGGGAUGAUUCGCCAAAAGAUAUUUGUAUGA